This is a messenger RNA of Rhododendron vialii, 4192 nucleotides long. RefSeq lists its product as uncharacterized. The record is from RefSeq and is a predicted model, not a curated record. Gene Ontology annotation, molecular function: DNA binding; DNA-binding transcription factor activity. Lineage: Eukaryota; Viridiplantae; Streptophyta; Magnoliopsida; Ericales; Ericaceae. Gene Ontology annotation, biological process: regulation of DNA-templated transcription. The transcript has 12 exons. Bases 90 to 3869 code for a protein of 1259 amino acids.
AACACCCAGCUCCAUAUAGAGAGAGAAAAUAGUCACCCACAGAGAGAGAGAGAGAGAGAGAGUUUCGUCGAUCGGAAUAGACUGAGAAAAUGUGGAAUCUAAACGACUCGCCCGUCCAGAUAAUCCGAAACCCUGACGUCAACGAAUCCGAGGCCUGCUCUUCUCCGGUGGACAUUGACGACAAAGACAAGGGUAAACGGGUCGGAUCCGCCUUGAGCUCGAGCUUCUCAGCUAUAGUACUAGACGAGGAGGGCUCAGAGGAAGAAGAGGUAGAAGUAGAAGUCGGGCGAAAGCGCAACAGCAACAAGAUAUUUGGGUUCUCGGUUUCGGACUCCGACCCGCUCGUGACCCGGCAGUUCUUCCCCCCGCACGAGUCCGAGGUGGGGAAGACGUCGGACGAGAGAGAGGCCGCGAAUUUCCCGAGGGCCCACUGGGUUGGGGAGACUGUUGGCGGCGGCGGAGGUGGCGGAGCUCCGACGAAGAAGAGCCGCCGCGGGCCGAGGUCGAGAAGCUCCCAGUAUCGUGGGGUUACCUUUUACCGGCGUACCGGCCGUUGGGAGUCUCAUAUAUGGGACUGCGGAAAACAAGUUUAUCUGGGUGGAUACGACACCGCGCACGCUGCUGCACGUGCAUAUGAUAGGGCAGCCAUCAAAUUCCGGGGAGUGGACGCCGACAUAAAUUUCAAUUUUGGAGACUACGAGGAAGACUUGAAACAGAUGACCAACUUAACAAAGGAGGAAUUUGUGCAUGUACUGAGGAGACAAAGUACUGGGUGGUAUCCAAGAGGGAGCUCCAAAUAUAGAGGGGUAACCUUGCACAAAGGUGGAAGAUGGGAGGCCAGAAUGGGUCAAUUCUUGGGCAAAAAGUAUGUCUACUCGGGUCUGUUUGAUACCGAAAUCGAAGCUGCAAGGGCUUAUGAUAAAGCUGCAAUAAAGUGUAAUGGCAAGGAGGCUGUCACCAAUUUUGAUCCCAGCAUCUAUGAAGAUGAGCUAAAUGCCACCGGUCCAAAGUCAAGGGGAGAGGAAGAUUCGGAACGUUUGCAAGUGCAAUUGCACCAAUAUUCUGAUGCCACAAUUAGUAUGUCCGACCGUCAGAUUACCAGUGACACUGCCCAAGAAGGAGGCGUAUUGUUCGUGGAGGAAUUGGUCCGGUUGAACGAAAUUGGAGAGGUAGUCACAAAGCGACAGAAGUUAUCUCCAGAAGAGGAGGGAUCCUCGACAAGAGAGACAGAUGAAGUCUCAGACUCAUCUGAAGAGGAACUCAUCUGGUUGGACGAAUUGGAGGAAACUCCUUCAGACCCACGAGUAGUAGAGGAAUUGAACUGUGAUCCCAUGGAAGUUCCUCCAAUAAUGUCUCACCACUUUUCCAUCCUCCACGUGCUGGAUUUAUCAUAUACUGAGAUAAACUCUUUGCCGCAAUCUAUUUCCAGAUUAGUAGCACUCCGAAAAUUGUUUUUGAGAGGCUGUGAGCUUCUAAUGGAACUACCACCUGAAAUUGGAGAACUCGUGAAUCUAGAGGUGCUUGAUCUUGAAGGGACUGAAAUUCUGUGUCUACCAAAGGAGAUUGCCAAACUAGUUAAUUUGACGUGCUUGAAAGUGUCAUUCUAUGGAUAUGCAAAUCAGAGAGUAAUUCCAAGGAGGGUCUUGUCAAAUCUGUCACGCUUGAUCGAGUUGAUCAUUGAUGUGGCACCGUAUGGAGGGUGGUGGGAUGUUGAAGUAGAAGUUAUUAUAGAUGAUCUGUGUACCUUAAAAGAGUUGAGAACCUUGAAAUUGUAUUUACCCACUGCAGAACUAUUGGAAGGCCUCACAUUGAUAUUUCCAGGUUUAGAAAACUUCAGGUUUACAGUUGGCCGUCACGAAGAGCACUUCAUUUCCCGUUUACCCCAAGAUGUUGAAGAGGAAUUCAAUAAUUGGGAGAAACUGAAGAAAGGCUUGAAGUAUAUAAAUGGAAGUCGCAUACCAAAUGAAAUUACCAAGGUAUUCAAACGUGCCAAUGGUUUUUUUCUACAGCGCCAUUGGACCGCUAAGAGCCUAUCUGAGUUUGGGCAUGAAAACAUGAAUGAAGUGAAGUUCUGCUUGGUUAUGGAAUGUAAUGAGUUUCGGACCAUCAUUGAUUCUGAACGGUUUUAUUGGGGAAAAGAUGGUAGGGGUGAAUCCAAAGAUUUCCAGGAUUUUGAUGAAGCAAUUGUACUUGGAUCACUAGAGAAAUUGAUUGUCCGCUACAUGAAGAAUGUGGAGAGCAUUUGGAGAGGGCCAGUUGGGAAAGGGUCUCUGUCCAAUCUGAGUUCCUUGGCUUUGCAUACAUGCCCCAAUUUGACUACCCUUUUCACUAUCGACAUGCUCAAUAAUCUCACAAAUUUGGAAGAGCUUAUAGUUGAAGAUUGUCCAAAAAUCGAAAGCCUUGUGAGUGUCAAAAGUUCCGGCUCAGACUCGGGCCUUUUUCUCCCUAGCUUGAAGAAGAUUUCACUUCUUGAGCUACCAGAAUUGGUCAGCAUCUCCAGUAGCCUAUGCAUUGCUCCGAAAUUGGAAAGGAUGGUCAUCUUUUAUUGCCCAAAGCUUGAAAAGCUUUCUGCCAUGGAAGUUUCAAGCACAUAUAUGAAGGUAAUUAAAGGAGAGAAGGAAUGGUGGGAUGCAUUAAAGUGGUAUGAAUCGGGUCUGAGGACGAAACAAGAAGAUUAUUUGGCUGAUCUUUUUAUCCCGUUGAGAAGGGGUGGGGAUCUGAUGGCUCAAUUAACAAAAGACGAGAUUGCCACUUAUGGUCAGGGCAAAGUUGGAAGCUACAACCGACUAGGCUUCCCGACACCUGAUAAACAGAAAAUAUUUGUGCCAGAUCUGAAAUCAAGGGGAGAGGAAGAUUCGGAACGUUCGCAAUUGCAAGUGCACCAUUAUUCUGAUUCCACAAUAGGCAUAUCCGACAGUGAGAGUGCCGUUGGCACUGCCCGAAAAGGAUCCAGCUCUUUGCCUGGGUCUGCGACGUUAGAAAAAUCUGCUAACCUUUCUGGCUUCCGAACACCUGAUAAACAGAGUUUAUCAGCGCCAGAUUCAAAGUCAAGGGCAGAGGAAGAUUCGGAACGUUUGCAAUUGCAAGUGCACCAUUAUUUUGAUGCCACAAUAAGUGGCACUGCCCAAGAAGGAAGUGUAUUCUCCACGGAGGAAUUGGUCCGAUUGAGCAAAAUUGAAGAGGUAGUCACACCAGGGCAAAAAUUAGCUCCAGAAGACGAGGAAUCCUUGACAAGAGUGACAGAUGAAGUCUCACACUCAUCUGAAGAGGGACCCUUGAAGGAGAUCAGGUUGGAAGAGUCGGAGAAAACUCCUUCAAAUCUGGUUGGAUAUGGUCAGGACAAAGUUGGAAGCUACAACCGACUUGGAAACAUGAGCAGGCCGGGAGAUUGGAACUGUAGGUCAUGCCAGCACCUCAACUUCUCCAGGAGAGACUCGUGCCAAAGAUGCGGGGAGCCAAGACCCGGAGAGAGGGGUGGUAACUACAGAAGUUUUGGUGGGAGGGGUGGUGGUGGUAGCAGUUCACUGUUCGGCUUUAGUACCGGUCCAGACGUGAGGCCUAGCGACUGGUACUGCGCCGUGGGGAACUGUGGAGCCCACAACUUUGCUAGCCGCUCAAGCUGCUUCAAGUGCGGUGCGUUCAAGGACUCCUCGUCCUUUGACAGCUUUGACAGUGACAUGUCUCGUACUAGAGGUUUUGGUUUCGGUGGAGGAGGCGGAGGGGGUUGGGGUGGCAGUAGCCGCUCUGGAUGGAGAUCCGGCGAUUGGAUUUGCACGAGGUCAGGGUGCAAUGAGCACAACUUUGCCAGCCGGAUGGAGUGUUUCAAAUGCAAUGCGCCUCGGGACUCUGCUAGCAAAUACUCUUUCUGAUCAAGCUCAAAACUUUUCAAAUAUCACUAGACAUCGCUUACGCUACAAAUAUUGCGGGACUGGACAUCCGGUCAUUAAAGAAAAUAGUGCGAGUUUUGUGAACUGAUCUUCCUUUUGUGUCACGGAGAGUGCAUUAGACAGUGGCAUGGGGUUUUUGAUGAAAGAAAUCUCUAGCCAUAAACAAUAAGGAAAAGUGUUACACUAGCUUAAACAAGUUCCCUGUGGAAACUUCAUUAAUUCCUUCUCAUGUCUAGUACGAAUUUGAUUCUAUCAUAAUAAAAAAUUAUUGAUGCAUUUUAUGACAUUUAAAUCUCAUACGAGUU